UCACAUUUAUUAAAGCCUAUAAAUUUUAAUAACACGCACAAAGAGCAAUCAAUCUCAUUCCUAAAAUCAUCAACAAAGUUUAGACUUUGAAAUCAUCAACAAGGGUGAUCAUCAUCUUCUUUUGAUGCAUACAAAUUCAGUUUGAGUGAUGUGGUAAAUCUUAAUGGCAAAGAGGAAGAGCUUGUUUGGAUGGGUGAAAAGCCUAUUCCUUUCUGAGUCAAAGGACAAAAACCAGAAGAAAUGGGGAUGGAGAUUAGGAAGGAUUAAACAGAAGCAGUACCCUACAAUAACAGCUUCGAAAAGGACAUUGAUUGAAGCAAAUGCAGAACAAAGAAAGCAUGCUUUAGCAGUGGCUAUUGCAACAGCAUCUGCUGCAGAGGCUGCAAUCGCUGCUGCACAUGCUGCUGCUGAGGUUGUCAAGCUCACAAGCGGUGCCUCUCGUUCGUAUGCAUAUCUCUCGAACGGAAACAGAAGUUUGGCUGCCAUCAAGAUUCAAAGCGUUUAUCGUGCACAUCUCGCUAGGAAAGCGUUAAGAGCGUUGAAGGGAGUUAUAAGACUACAGGCCAUAAUUCGCGGUGAAGCUGUUAGGCGUCAAGUGUCCCGAUCUUUGAUGAAUGUUCCCUCAAAUGCGAAAAUUCAGAAGGAAAAUCAGGGCAGAAACAGCCAUACUGAAGAAGAAAACUGCAAAAAUGGUCAGAUAAAACAGUUUCCAAAGGAAAAGAAAAAGUUAGAAGAGAAUGACCUUAAGGCUGAAUGCUAUAGUCAAAGAACAUGGAAUUGUAGCUCACACUCAAGAGAAGACAUUGAAGCUAUAUGGUUAAGAAAGCAAGAGGCUAUUGUCAAAAGAGACCGCAUGAGACAAUACUCAUCUUCACAAAAGGAGAGAACAUUUUCUCAAAGGGUGGAAGAAAUCGGAGGAGAUAGCUGUCGUACUUUAGGAGAAUGGUUACAUAAAGAAAUAACUGAUUGGGAUGUUCUUUAUAAACCUGUUCGAAAAAAUCAAUUUCAAUCGAAUGGAUCGAGGCUAAAUCGUGAACGGAAUCACUUUCCUUAAAAGUAUUUCAAGCACACUCUCGAUUGUCUUAGAGUAGGAACGGCCUGAAUACCCAGGAUAAUUCAGCCUUACUCGAGUCUGCACAAGACCGGUGAAGAAACUCGAAUGCAAGGAAGCUGUCUGGAAAAUAUAUUAGAGGAUAAUGUUUUUGUGUAUUUCAUUUUGGAUUCAUAAAUGUGUAUUUAUAGGCCAUGCAUGUGUUGUUUCAUAAGUUUGCAACUCUUGAUGAAACAACACCUUUUCACCAUAUAUUGCAAUGGUUCAUCUAUAAUGACACAAGGCACCCCUUCAUGAAAUGUUGUAAAUUUGAAUUCAAAAAACAAAU
Vicia villosa (hairy vetch) is the source of this 1379-nucleotide messenger RNA. Its product is annotated as protein IQ-DOMAIN 12-like. The transcript is spliced from 5 exons. NCBI's taxonomy places the organism in Eukaryota, Viridiplantae, Streptophyta, Magnoliopsida, Fabales, Fabaceae. Gene Ontology annotation, molecular function: protein binding. Bases 164 to 1054 code for a protein of 296 amino acids. The record is from RefSeq and is a predicted model, not a curated record.